GAUCGUAAACGAAUGAACUAAAUUUAGAGAGAAGAAGAAGAGUGAAGAAGAAGAAAGUAGAGAACAAAAAUCCAAAUGUAAGGUCCACAGUGUUCAACUGUAAAAGUACCAAAAAUCAAAACCCAUCUCUCUCGGACGAAACCCCCCAAAUUUUGAGGUUGUGAUUGAACCUCAUCAUAAACAAUGGCCCCGCCCCCAGUUUCAAUUCCUUAAUCCACACACACACACACACACACACACACACACGCAUACACACAUUAUGAAGAAGAAACCAGACCUUCAUCAACUCCAUGACCACGAUCGUCAUCUCGAAAUCCUCAAGGCCGUCGCUCAGGCAUGGCACAACCACACCGGCACUUCAAGGCCUGCUAGUGAAUUCGACGCCCAUCGCCGGAAUUCCAGACCCACGCCGUCUAGGUUCAAGCUUGAGGCUAUUCGGAGCCGGACUAAUUCCGUCAGCAAUCGGAGAUGGGACUUCGCACAGUCGCUGUGGGAUUCGUAUGAGAUCGUGACGGUUUCGAAAAAGCUAGAGGCGGGUCUGGUGCUCGACGGGGAUGGGUUCCGGGAAGCUGAGAGCGGGGGUGGGCGGAGUCAGCGGAAAAGGCGAGAGAGUUGUAAUAGUUUGAGGAAUUUGUUUAAUAGGGCUUCUUCGAGGAGAUUCAAUUAUUAGGGAUUUCAAGUUCGAAUUCGAACUGAUGAAUGGAAUGUGAGACUUUGUUGAUUAUCCAAAUUUUGAAACCCAGAGGUUUUGAUUUUU
This is a messenger RNA of Cucumis melo (muskmelon), 757 nucleotides long. RefSeq lists its product as uncharacterized. The coding region runs from base 260 to 670 and encodes 136 amino acids. The transcript has a single exon. Lineage: Eukaryota; Viridiplantae; Streptophyta; Magnoliopsida; Cucurbitales; Cucurbitaceae. The record is from RefSeq and is a predicted model, not a curated record.